GACGCAUCCAUCCACCACCAACAACCACCAGCACUUGAUACAAGUUUCCACAGAGUGGGAAGGUUGUGUACCCUAAUCCGAAAAACCACACUCGCACUCCCCAAGCCCAAGAAUCCAGUCCACGAUGACAAUCACAAUGUCCAAGACCCCUACGUUCGAAGAGAUCACCAGCUGCCAGCGCGCCCUCUUCGAAUGGGCCGACAGCUACGACACGAAAGACUGGGAGCGUCUGCGGGCGAGCGUGGCUCCCACCCUGCGUAUCGACUACCGGUCCUUCCUCAACAAACUCUGGGACGCGAUGCCGCGCGACGAGUUCAUCCGCAUGGCCUCCGACCCGCGCUUCCUGGGCAACCCGCGCCUCCGGACGCAGCACCUGGUCGGGCUGAGCGCGUGGGAGAAGACGGCCGACGACGCCAUCGUGGGCCGCCACCAGCUGCGCGUCGCCCAUCAGCGGUACACGGACGAGACCCUCGCCGAGGUGGCGGUCAAGGGCCAUGCGCACGGGACGGCGACCAUGUGGUACGCCCGCGUCGAGGGCGAGUGGCGCUUUGCGGGCGUGUGUCCCCAGAUCAACUGGACGGAGUUUGACUACGACCAGGUGUUUGCGGAGGGGAAGGAGCAUUUUGGGGAGGAGGGGGGCGCGGACUCGGAGGAGAAUGGGCAAUGA
Messenger RNA from Aspergillus aculeatinus CBS 121060, 667 nucleotides. RefSeq names its product Scytalone dehydratase. Gene Ontology annotation, molecular function: scytalone dehydratase activity. Gene Ontology annotation, biological process: melanin metabolic process. The record is from RefSeq and is a predicted model, not a curated record. The transcript has 3 exons. Lineage: Eukaryota; Fungi; Ascomycota; Eurotiomycetes; Eurotiales; Aspergillaceae. Bases 125 to 667 code for a protein of 180 amino acids.